CUUACGUCGGGAGGGCUACACAGUGCAGGUGAACGUCAAUGACUACCUGGACAUCUACUGCCCACACUACAACACCUCGGUGCCCGAGCACCGGCUGGAGCAGUACGUGCUCUACAUGUGCAACCUGCCCCACGCGCCCCACAGCCCCAGCAAGUUCUCGGAGAAGUUCCAGCGCUACAGUGCCUUCUCGCUGGGCUACGAGUUCCGCGCGGGGCAGGAGUACUACUACAUCU
Merops nubicus (carmine bee-eater) is the source of this 233-nucleotide messenger RNA. Its product is annotated as ephrin-A3-like. The record is from RefSeq and is a predicted model, not a curated record. Gene Ontology annotation, cellular component: plasma membrane. NCBI's taxonomy places the organism in Eukaryota, Metazoa, Chordata, Aves, Coraciiformes, Meropidae. The transcript has 2 exons. Gene Ontology annotation, biological process: axon guidance; ephrin receptor signaling pathway. Gene Ontology annotation, molecular function: ephrin receptor binding. The annotation marks the transcript as partial.